CGUCACCAAAGCAUUUAAAGAAAGUUUUACGGUGUAAUUCGUUUUUUAGGUGUGAAUUUUUUGUAUAAUCGCGAGAAAAGUUAAGGUCAUCGGAUGAAAAUCCGAAAUAUCCUAAUUGAGCUUACUGAAAGCUAAAGAUAAUGGAGACUAGAUCGAGAAAGUCCAAGUCUAGGUCGACGACGCCUUUUUCCGUCGAGCAGUUCAGCCAGGAGUUCCUCGACAAGGAGACCCUAGCCGAAAAUACCGUUCGAAUAACUCGAAGCACUACUAGUUAUAAGAUAAAAGAAUCCCAGUCUCGCGCCGUUGACGAAGUCACGUCUACCAUCAAAACCGCCGCAUCGUCGGGCUCCUACGAGUACCAAGGAAACAUCCACAAAACCUCCGACUAUUCCUCGGAGGAUGGCGAAAACGAGGUCUCCUCCACCAGGGCCCUAUCCAACAACGAGAGGAACCAAAUGAUCGAAGACGCCCGGGCGGCUGCCAACGGGGGCGGCAAAGUCUCCGCCUUCGAGCUCUACAAGAAAGCCGGGAGAUAUUGGGAGGUGUACCCGAAAACCGACUACACGUACUCCCCGAUAUCGAAGGAUCGAGUGGAACUGGCGCCCGGCGUGGUGGCCAUGCCGAACAUGUCCCGAAGGACCAUCCACAGCGUGCACCGCCCGUCGGGCACCUCCACGCCCAUCGAGUUCCUGCACAAGGAGACCAACACGGAUUCGUACAGGCCCAGGCAGCUGUUCGGCUACAGGAACGAGGCCUCGGGCGUGUCUACGAGCGGGUGGAGGAGCGUCCGGAGCACGGUGGUGGCUACGUUUACGAGGAUCGUGGUGUUGGUGUCGGCUGUGUGGUGGUUUGUUGUGCGACCGUACAACGCGGUGAUGGGGAUGUUGUACAAGUUUGCUGGUAACGUGAUGUUGUUCGAUACGUGGCUGUUGGCGAGGAACAGGCCGGUGAAUAAAGUACCGAUGUUGGUGGGGUUUUCGGUGGUUUCGCUGUUGGCUGUGGGAGGUGCUUGCCUCUUGUGCAGUUUACUCGAUUCCUCCGAAAACCAAUCGAUUCCUGUAGAUAAACAAAUCCCGAAGGAACCUUUUGCAUAUCAAGCCGGAAACGACAUCAUAACGAACCAACAGAAAACCAUCGAAUAUUUAAAGGACGAAAUAACGAAUUUGCGCGACGAAAUAACCAAAGCCCAGCAACAAUGGCAAGGCGAUUUCAACCGAAUCCAAUCGACCAUAAACUCACCUUUUAUCUACCGCGUAAACCGUUGCUGCAAAAACCCUUUAAUCGACACCGAACACUACGUGAACAAACUAACAUCCAAACUCCUCAACGACCCCGCCUUUCUGCACAACCAGCCAGGCCUCACCAGCUACUUACGCGCCAUCUUCGUCGCCCGAGACGAACUAGAAGCGAGAUUGAGCAACAUCACCACGAAAUACACCGAUCUACUGCACCACAACACCGCCAAUUUAAUGGAAGAGAUAACGAACCGAAUGAAACCCCAUCAAAUCGACUACUCGGAGGUGCCCGACGACCGUAUUAAAUCCAUAGUAAAGCGAGCUUUGAGCCUCUACGACGCCGACAAAACCGGCCUAGUCGACUACGCAGUCGAAUCGAUGGGGGGCGAAAUCCUGAGCACCCGGUGCACCGAACACUUCAACUACGGCAAGGCGGUGGUGUCCGUGCUGGGCAUACCCCUCUGGUACCCCGUCAACUCCCCCAGGACGCUCAUCACGCCCGGCGUGGGGCCCGGCCAGUGCUGGGCCUUCCAGAACUUCCCCGGCUUCGCCAUGAUCAGGCUGUCGAAGCGCAUCCGAGUGGAGGCCUUCUCCGUGGAGCACAUCAGCCGAUUGCUGGUGCCCGACGGGAACGUCGAUUCGGCGCCCAAGGAGUUCGAGGUGUUCGGGCUGCGGGACGAGUACGACGGUGAGCCCGAGUUGUUGGGCAGGUACGAGUACGAUGCUGAAGGGGAGCCGGUGCAGUUCUUCGAUGCCGAUGAGCCUCAUAAGGUGUACGAGAUCGUCGAGUUGAGGAUCGUUUCGAAUCACGGGAAUCCGAAUUAUACGUGUUUGUAUAGGUUUAGGGUGCACGGGAAGAGCGUUUAGAUUUUUUUAGUGGGGAAUUUGGGGUUUUUGUUGUGAAUUUGAAGGGUUUAUAUCUGUGAUAGUACUUCGAAAUAAGCCGAUUUCAUCGCGCAAUGUUUUGUAUCACGCCGUGGCCUUAAACUUAUUCCUCGGUUGUAGGAUUAUUUUUAUCCAUACGCACGAUUUUCAGACUAAAGGUAUGAAAAGAUUUGCACGUAUACGAGGGUAAAGGUGAACAAUUCUUGGACGAGGAGUUUUCAUUUUACCCUCGUAUUAGUAUAAAUAGCCAAUAUUACUUGUUUUUAUAUACUUCCCGCUUCAGUUUCAAUUUGCAUGAUUUUUGUCAACUCGUUGUUUCAUUGGGAAUCUGUAAAUACUAAAUAAAUUCCUAUAAUAAUUUAUUUGUACGUUUUCGCGUGAUGUUUGCACUUGAUAAGUUUAACAUUGUAGAUUUAAAAUCUCAUUUAUUUAGUUUACUAAUACCUCAAUGAUGUUCCCAUCUACCAAAGCCAUUUUAAUGUUUAGUAUUUAUUUUUUUUAUGUUAAGAAAUUGGAUUGUAUAUGUUAUGUUUAAUGCAGAUAAGGUAUAAUUGUUUAAAUUUCGGGUAGUUUUUAAAAAGCUCUUUUUUUUAAUCAAUUUGAAUUGACAUUUCUCGCCUGUUGUAUAUAAAAAGUAUGAUAUAUUUUGUAAAAUACAUUUUUUUUUACUUUUUAGGUUCUACUUAAGUAGAAUACCCCAGAGCAAGUAUACAAAAAAUAUUUUUAAAAAUUUUCUAUUUAUGGCAUUACAGAUUUUUUUUUGGGUGUAAUUAUUAUUUUAUGUUUCUUGGGUAGCUCAUGGAAUGAAAUUUGUUAUAAUUUUUCGUAUUUGAAAUGCACUGAUUUAAUUUUUUGGUGUUUUUUUUUUUAAUUUUCAUCAACACCAGGGACAAGCUACAAAAUAAAUUGAGCGGUACAAAGUAGUUAUAUUUUUGUUAUUCGAUAACUAAUUUUUGUAUGUUGUUUUUAUAAUAAACAUUUAAAUAAAAAUAAAUAUGUAUUUUACACUUAUCCCAUAAAAUAUAUAAAAUUCCCAUAAUCAACAUUAUGUAAUAAAUAGUAAGAAGAAUUUAUGAUCAUACCUCGUAGGUUUUCAACAAUAUCCUCAGUAAUUCCUUUUGUUCUUUCGAUAGAAUGCUCCACAAUUCCGUCUCUAAUUCCACUAAACUACUCGUAUCCAAUGACUGGCAAGUCAUAACUAGCGAAUUUAGUAGAUUAAAUACGUUUUCAGUCAUUUUGCAUACUGCAAAGAUAAAGUUAAUUUCGCGAAACGUUAUUAAAACAAUUUCUUACUUUGUAAACUGACAUCAUUCACGUCUCCCCAGGUAUAUUUUUCCAAAAUUUUCGCUAAACGGGCUGGCAACUUUUGAGGAUUAGGCCUCAAUAUUAACAACAACAAAACGCUAUUCACUUCGCAUUUUAAAAGUAUUUCACACCUAGCACCGUUUAACGUGGAAUUUUCUAUAAUUUUCGUUAUUUCGUAAUAAGUUUCCAAAGCUGCCAAAAAGUCCCCUAAAAUAGCAACGCAAAUCGUACCAACAGUUCGUAAAUCUAAAAAGAAACUCACCAGAUUUUAUGAAUAGUGAAGCAAACAGCUCUAAGCAGUAAAUCCUCGAAUCGCAUCUGUCUUUACACAACUCCACGGCAUCUUCCAGAUAACUUUCGACAUACUCCACUUUAUUAAUCCUUCUCAGGAAAUCGAUUAUCUCCAGAUCUAAGCAGAUCUGCAUCGAACACCCGUCCCCGAAUUUAUUCUUACUGGCUGCAUACGCGCAGCAACUGAGUCCGGCCUGGAACGAGCAACUCAUCAAGCAACCCGAAAAUUACUUACGAUUAGACUUACUUGAAGAUAUUCCCCGUAAACUGAUUUACAAUUAACUCUUGCGUCCGUUUCCUCAGCUUUGAGCAGCUGCCUAGCUGAUUGCACUAAACACGAAGUCUCUCCGAUGUUGUUCGACGAGGAGUCUUCGCAACUCGCUGCUGCCCUCCAACACAAGCCGGCGUAAACGGGCAAAUCUAACGAUUCGCAAUGCUUGGCUAAUUCGAUGAAGGAUUCGCAGGCCUCCGCUAAGU
Messenger RNA from Phyllotreta striolata, 4193 nucleotides. The record is from the annotation of a GenBank genome assembly. NCBI's taxonomy places the organism in Eukaryota, Metazoa, Arthropoda, Insecta, Coleoptera, Chrysomelidae.